AUGUUGUUCGCCGUCAUGUUCGCGGCGACGCGAUUCCUCCAAAUCGUCACCUUGAUCCCAACCAUGGGCAUGCUCGCCUGGUUCGUCGAUGGCUUCGUAAAGCGCAACGUUAUCGUCCCCGACUCUAUCCUUGUCCUCUUCAUCGUCUCCGUCCUCGCCCUCGCCUGGGCUAUCUUCACCCUCUUCAGCUAUCACCGCAGCAGCACAAAUGCACUCUUCGUCGCAGUCAUCGACCUUGGUUUCGUUGGUGCCUUCAUUGCCGCCGUCUGGUACCUUCGCGGCAUCAACUAUGUCGACUGCACAAACCUCGCACGCGACGGCCGCUGGUCUGCAAACUUCCCCGGCCUCGUCACCAUCUCUGGGCCCCGCUUCAACCUCUUCACCGAUAAGCCCUGUGCCAUGCUCAAGGCAUCUUGGGUCUUUGGCAUCAUCAACACCAUCCUCUUCUUCUUCACCGCCGUUCUCGCCUGGAUGCACGGUGACCGCCUGUCCUCCAGCUACGAGCGCAAGUCCUACCACCACGGCCGUCACCGCCGUCACCGCUCCCACAGCCACCGCUCUCACAGCCGUCGCAGCUCCCACUCUCACCGUCGCGUCUACGUUUAA
Messenger RNA from Colletotrichum paranaense, 606 nucleotides. RefSeq lists its product as uncharacterized. Lineage: Eukaryota; Fungi; Ascomycota; Sordariomycetes; Glomerellales; Glomerellaceae. The transcript is spliced from 2 exons. The record is from RefSeq and is a predicted model, not a curated record. Bases 1 to 606 code for a protein of 201 amino acids.